Messenger RNA from Planococcus citri (citrus mealybug), 4800 nucleotides. RefSeq names its product A-kinase anchor protein 9-like. The record is from RefSeq and is a predicted model, not a curated record. The transcript is spliced from 10 exons. Bases 2583 to 4547 code for a protein of 654 amino acids. NCBI's taxonomy places the organism in Eukaryota, Metazoa, Arthropoda, Insecta, Hemiptera, Pseudococcidae.
AACGUUUUCUAAUGUCGUGUACAUAGUACACGAGUAUGCCGUUAGGCGCGCUAUUUAUCGAACUGUGUCUGUGAUCCUAGUUUUAAGUUGUUAUAAAGUUGUUAAUAAACCAUCAAGAUGGUAUGAUGUUCGCGUACUUAUUUCGCUCAUUAAUUCGCAAUUAACAAUAAUUUGCUCGUGAGAAUUCUAUUCUCUCGACAUGGUAGCAGAGAAGUAACGAUUCAAUUUAUCCGCGUCGCGAAAAUUCUAGUUUUAAUUAGUUUUUUUUUGUAAUCAAUGUGACACUCACUUUUCGCACCACAUGUUUGUCAACACAUCGCAUUUCGCCAUUCGCUUUUCGAUUUAUAUCCUGUCGCUAUUAUGGAUAUAAAAUUCGCUCAAUUCGCUUUUUAAUUUCGUUUCAAUUCGCUAUUCGCUCAAAAUUGACUAUAUCCUGUCGUUACUAUGGAUAUAGAACUCGCCGAAUUCACCAUGUGGCUUGAUUGCCUCAACCAAUCAAUUGAAAUUGUUGCAUCAUUCAUCAACUCAUCAUCAAUCAACACUGAAUCGCUCCUAUUCGCCUUUGAACAAAUGUCCGUAGACUUAAAAGAAGUUGAAAAUUGCCGCUCAUCACAAAGUAAGAAUUCACCGUAUGAUUUCACUCACGCGUUACCUUCAAUCAUCAAGGCCAAACACCUGGUUCCAACAGUCAAACGUUUACUCGCCAACGUCCGUCAUUCCAUCACUGAAACGGAAAAUCUGACAACAAUUCGAUUUGAAAAUGAUCAUUCAUCGCUAAUUUCGCUUCAAUCCGAUCAGCAAACAGCUGGAAUCGCCUCUUCAACUGUGUUAUCAGUGAUCUUCGAAUCAUCCGAUGAGUUACAGUCAGCUGAAGCUAAUCCGCACCAUUCCGCGAACAAUUCUCAACCCACCGAUCAACAGCAGCGAGAAGUCGCUUCACCGUUUGUAUCCGAUCAAAUAUCCGCUUCAAAUGAACCUGAAAAACUUGAAAAUGCUCAUCUCGCUCCUCUCACUGAAUCUCCGCUCGAAUCAACUUCGGUUAUCAUCAUCAAAACGAAUCAUUUUCAUCAGAAGAUUGAAAAUUGCGCUCCGGACGAAUUAAAAGCCAUCAUCACGCCGCUAUCACCGUUAGUAAGUCUCAAUUUGGCAUCAAAUCAACGUGAUCUUCAAUUUGUUUACUUUAGAAAAACAUCACCGAUCAUUUCAUACUCAGGUAAUGAGUUCAAUCUCAAACAUAUUCGUUUUAAAGUGUUUCUGUCAAAUGUUUCAUCAGUGUUUCAUCGUUUUAAAAAUUACGAUCGCGCUUUUAACCGAUUAAUGUUCGUUUUCGCGUAAUUUAGCCAAUUUAAGUGUAUUUGUGUGUUUUUACACAUUCGUUUCGUUUUCUUUUUAUCAAUUUAGAAAGUCAUUGAAUUUGUUUCAAAGUUUAUUUUACAAUUUGAAUUUUGUUUCGAAAGUUUAUUUGUUCAUUUUAGUUUUAAUCGCCUGUUUUUCAAUGAUUUGUAUAAUCAUUUUAGUUUUAAUCAAAGUUUAAUCUGUUUCAAUUUUAAGUUUGUAAGUUGAAAAUCAAAUUGAUGUUUUAGUUUUUAGUUUUCUGAUGCCGCUAGUGUUAUCAUUGAUAACAUUAUUCAAUAGUUUAUUUCGAUAGUUUUAUUCUAAUUAGUGAUUAGUUUCAAGAUUGUAUUUGCCAAUCGUCAUUUAUGUUUUAGUUUAUCAUUUUAUUUAAUAAGUGUUUCAGUUUUCACUGUUCGAUCGAUGUAUUUUUUUUUCAUUUUCCCAUGUUCAUUUUUGAUCAAUUUUUGUGAUUUUUUUUUUCACUUUGAAUUUUUUUUCUCGCUUUCCCCCCAGUGUCGUGUACAUAGUACACGAGUAUGCCGUUAGGCGCGCUAUUUAUCGAACUGUGUCUGUGAUCCUAGUUUUAAGUUGUUAUAAAGUUGUUAAUAAACCAUCAAGAUGGUAUGAUGUUCGCGUACUUAUUUCGCUCAUUAAUUCGCAAUUAACAAUAAUUUGCUCGUGAGAAUUCUAUUCUCUCGACAUCUAAGAUUCAUAUAUGUAGGUAGUAUCAAUUUUUUUCAUUUAAUUUAAAUUGCAGAUCUUUGUUUUAUUUUCCUUAUUGAACCAACACAACACAUAAUAAAAAACAAAUUAAAAUGAGUGAUUCGAAAGAAAGAUUAAAAGAAAGAAAAUAAUAAGCAAUCCUGUCUGAUCCUGUUCACAUGUUUUGUACCUCAAGUAUUUGGCAACAUUGCUUUCCUUCGCGACUGUCGCGACUCGACAAAUUCAUUCAUUCCUCAAACAAAUUUUGGAAGGUAUCUCUCGUAAUCGUAACCGUUGGAUGUUGAAAAGAUCAUCCACCUUCAAGUUUUGUGGUUCAUUCAAGUAUUUAACUUUUUUCGUUGUAUCAUCUUCGCGGUGUUUUCAUUUUUUACUAACAAUAUCGAUGGAAAUAGUUGUUAUCCUGUGUUGAUUAUUCAGUUUUUAAGUACCUAAUUAAGUUCAUGGUGUUGCAUCGAUCGCGAAACCUAUCUGUUCGUUUUGAAUAGUGUUUUCGUUGUUAAUAAUCCUCAAUUCCGCGCAUCGUGAUGGAAUUUUCCGCGAAUGCUUCUUCCGUGAAAAAAGAACCGAGAGAUGCAUUUAAAGAAACAAUUAAAAUGGUAGAAGAUGAUUUCUACAAAUUUAACGAAAUUGUUAAUCAAAAUUUGCGAAUAGAAAGCGAGAUUGAAAAACAGCUAGAAAAAGAAGAUAAAAAAUGUACGUUUUUGAAACACACAAUCGGAGAGUUGAAAAAGCAAUUGAGCAAUAUCGAAAGACUUUGUACCGAGCAAAGGAAUUAUAUAUUUGAUUUACAAAUGGAGCUGGAGCAUAUUAGUUCGACAAUAUACGAACAAAUGGAAGUCAAGAGAAUUGCGUAUCCUGAAGAAGACGCUAAACCGUAUCGAGAAAUGGUGAACUUGGCUCAGCGAAUGGUUGAUUGCGUCACUAAUUUCAAAACAAUUAUUCAGCAGAAUAUUGACGACUGCAUCGAUCGGAACGAAGAAAUAAAUAAUUGGAAAAAUACUUUGAAUCAGCUUCUGAGUAGAAUUUCAGAACUUACGUCAACUAGGGAUCGUAUACGAUUAGAAAUUGAUCAGUUGACUAGCUGUGUAAAUGGACGAUCUCUCGACGAUAUCAACACAAGUACUACGCGCCUACAAGAAAUCAACCAAGAAUUCAAAACUACAAAAAUUUCACAUCGCGAAGUCUCCGCUGAGAAAAAUAAGUUGAAUCACUGGAAGCAGCAGGUGAUCGCCGAGUCUACGGAUAAAAAGACAUCUUACUUGAAAACUCAAGAAAAUUUUAAGAAAUUAAAACAAUCAUCUUCGGACCGGAUGAACCUAUUACGUACAGAAAUUUGUUCGACUAAGCAACAGUAUCACAACACGAUUAAAGAUAUGAAAACUUCUUUCGAUCCUGUUGAAAACGAGUUUAGAAAAUUGGAAUCUCUUAUCAAAGAAAAAUCAGCUGAGCUGGAAGAUAUGAUUAGAAGAGAAACCGCUUCAAGGUACGAAGAAAAAAUGAUUUUCUCAGAUAUCGAAAGAAUGGGCGACGAAUUAUCUAAAAUAGAAGAGUCAAACGAAGUGCUCGAAAAGCAAGAAAAAUUUGCAAAACAUAUGUACGAUUCCAUGAAACAGCACACGAAUGCAUUAAAAACAUCAAUUUCAGAAAAGGAAAUUUGCCUUAGAAACGUAAUCGAAAAGCUAGCAAAAUUAGAAAGCGAUUCAGAUUAUUCUCCCAUGGAUUGCGAUGAAUUGAAUGAUACACCUAAGUGUACAAUAUCAACUGAUCAUAAAAACGUAAUGGAUCAAAAUGAUCAACUCGCAAGAAGGCAUGCAAAAUUGAUGCGAGAAACGCAAGAUUUGUACGUUGUGGCAGAAGAGUUGAAAUUUAAACUAAACGCCUGUGAUGUUGAGAUUGAUUUCUUAAAUUUACUCCAUAACAAAAUUUCGGUCAAAAUGAAUGAAGAACAGCAAAAAGUGGACGAAGAGAUGAAUAACAAGAUCGAAAAGUGCAUUGAAAAUGUAACUGAAUUGAGUAAUAUUUUAAUGGAAAAAAAUUUAUUGCUAGACUCAGUUAGAGCUGACGUUCAAAAAUGUUUCAAUUUGGUACCAUCGUUAAAAAGUAAAAUCAAAACGCAAGAGAAAGAAAACGCUGAUUGUAAAACAAAACUUUCUCAGCUGGAAGAAAAAAUCAGCAACGACGAAAAAAUUUCACAGAAUAAAGCUAAUCUACUCAAAGAUUUGGAGAAAAACACAUUCCCUAAGACUAGAAUUCCUGCAGAAUGGCUACAGUCUCUUCAACAGCAGAAGAAUGAAUACGAAAAAUUGAAAGCAGAGCGAAUGGAACUCGAAGAAAAACGAAAUGAAAUAAAUGUUGAAAAGUCGCCUGUUAAAAAAAAAGACAAUUUGAAAUUGUCAGAAAUAUUUACAGAUACAGAUCCAAAGAAACGGCGUUUAGAUUCCGAGAUGAAAUGUGCAGCCUAUAAAUUAUUUAAAGAGGUAUUUAAGUAAUAACGCACUUUUCAGAGCGUAUUCUCAAGAAGUACGGUACUUCUAUAUCAGAUUGAAUUUUCAGAUAUCACCUUGACUACUAUAUGUAUAAGGAUAUAAUUUUCUUUAAAUUAUUUUACGAAGUAAAAAUUGAUUUCGAAUUAUUUUUUUGAAAAAUGAAAAGUUGAAUUUUUUAUUUGAUACAAUGUAAUGAACUACAAAGUAUUGUCAUUCUUUAAAAGUAUUUAUUUAAAUAAAAUGUAGAUAAACAAAA